AGCUUUGAGAGAAUCGUUGACAUGAAGCCUCCUUCUCUGAAAGAUUGUGGAUUUGAUGAGAGUUACUUUGGUCAAGGAGAUCAUAUCAAGGCCAUGGAGGUAAUUGAAGACUCGAUUUUGGAACAAGGGAAAGAAAAGGUCUCAGAUUUGCUUAUUUUCCAGCAAGGUACCAUCUUCAGGGCACAAGCGAUAAGAGCAGAGAAUCGUGACGUGAAGUUCACGUUUUUGUUGGCUUCUGUAGAAUGCUUUUCCGUAAGUGAAGGGCUCUCAUCGUUUUGUGCUGUUUCACUGUUUGAAUUGGGACAACAUCUUGGAUCUUCCUUGUAUUACAAGAAAUCUGUUGAGAAAGCAAAAGAGUAUCUAUCUGUUUUGGCUAAUUUUCGUGAAUUGGAUUUGAAAGAGCAGAAUAGUAAAAAGGAUAUCGAAAGAAUACUCAGAGAUGCAGAGUCAAGGAUCGCUGGACCUAACAAGAAGACUCUAGUUGCUUCUGAUAUCGAAAGAAUACUCAGAGAUGCAGAGUCAAGGAUCGCUGGACCUAACAAGAAGACUCUAGUUGCUUCUGUAGAGAGAAGCGAACCAAAAGCGAGGGAGUCAAAGAAAAAUCUAGACCCGAAACUGAGGUCGUGUUGGAUGGGUUUGAGUGAUGAGUUCAAAAGGAACUUUCUGAAAGUAAGCACUGCAAAGUUUAUAAGUUUCGUCGAGGCAAUGUAUGGCAAAGAGGGACGAGAUGCUUUGGAGCAAGUUCUCACUUCUGCCAGGGAAAACAGAAAAUGGACUUUCUGGAUGUGUCGAACUUGUUCGAACAAGUUCUCUAGUCCUGAGGAGUGUAAGAAUCACAUUGGACAAGAACAUGCUGCUGAAUUUAAACCUUCUUCGACAAAGUAUAUGGCCCUUACGAUAAGUAAAGUCUGGGCUCGUAAGAUAUCAGUUGGAGAUUGGGAACCAGUGGAUGCAGUAGCUGCCGUUGAUAUGAUUAAGAAUCGACUCCAAGAUGUGAAAGCCUUUGCAUAUGAGAAUGGAUGGUCCAAAGACUGGCCUUUAGUUGUAGACGAAGAGCGCAGUCAAUUACUCAAGGAAAUCCAAUUGCUCCUUGUCUCGUUUUGGGAGCGUAAAAUUCUGUCUUGUAGCAUUCGAGACUGGAUGAUACAGUUUGUAGUUAAGUAUCUUGCACAGUUCCAAGUUUCUGAGCAUACCAUUAUUACCGAGUGUCGCCUAGUUGACACACCUCAGAGUAUCUGCUUUCUGGAUUGUAAUGAACUCAAUCAAAUCCUGGACUUUCUAAAAAACAUCAAAGGUGAAAGGGAUGAUGGCACAGAUCUGGUUCGCAGAGCAGCGGACAGUUUCUGCGAUGGUAGCCGAGUUAGAGAAAAGAUUGACUUUGAUCCUCAGUUUACAUUUCUACUUCUGGAUAAGAGACUGCUGAAAUGCGAGCUGGCUCGAUUUGAUAAUGAAGGGACAAUCAAUGUUUUUGAUCCCAGUAUUCACUAUGCCAAAGCACAAGUUCAUAGAGAUGAUAUCUUAUCUUGGUUAGCAGACAAUUCUUCAGGAGACGAGAGUUUUAGAUUUCCCAGACCUAUCAGGACACAUAAUCUUGAUAUUUGGGUGGCUGUUCUGAGAGCUGUUCAAUUCACGUGUAGGACUUUGGGAAUCAAAUAUGAGAAGAAAAUGAAAAUGAUAUGUUAUGAUGCAGCUCUUGUUGACGCCAAGAACUUAUGUACACGCGAAGAUGAAAGAAGAAGGAAUAUUCCGGAAGAUCAGAGGAACAUUUAUGCAUCUCUUCUGUGCAAUAAAUGUGAAGAAUAUAUAAGGAGAGACGCUGGAAAUUCUCUCACUACAAAAUUGUUCUUGUGUGCAGUACGAGAUGUUCUCGAAGGAGCAUUGCAGCCGACAGUUGAUUGUGUCGAUCUAGUAGAUUGUCUGAAUCAUAUACAUCGGCAUAAACGUAUCAGUGAUGCUAUAGUUUUGAAGUCCAUUGAGCAUCUGAAAUCUGUGGUCACCAACAAGGUUCCGCUACUGGAUUCAAAGAUUUUGUUAGUUGAAAACUCGAGGGUUAAUUUGCUAAACAGCCUUGUCGGACUUUCUGUUUUUGAGUACCGCUCGUAUAUCCUUCAACCGCUGAAACGAUUCUUGCAGGAAGAGUUAGAUGAAAUUGUAGAUAUGGAUGUCAAAGCACUUCCAGAACCUUUAUCCGAGAAAAAACAAGAGAAGGAGAAGAAGCCAGGGUCAAAGAAGAAAAAGAAUAGAAGUAACAAGAGAAAUUCAGCGAGCAUGUCUAGUCUUCUUGAUCAGAAUGUCGAACACGAAUCGUAUGUCAACCUUGAACCGGGAGUUACUUCACUAAACAGGACAGAAGAAGAUUCUAUGGAACCAGAAGAUACUCGUGAAAAAGGUCAAUCUGAAAUUUUAUCCAAUCAAGACGAAGCUACUAAAGAUAUGCAUGGAGAAGAUUCACUGUCUAAAAAUUUGGAGUCGGUACAUGGCAAAGCUGUAUCCAGAUACAAUUCAGCUCUUGACAUGAUACUGAAGUCCCUCUGUAACAUUAAAGUUCUUAAAGAAGAUUUGUUGCACAAUCGGCAGACAUUUUCUGACAACCAAGUGCCUUCUGCACUACGAAGUUUCUUUUCUGCUUUUGUCUCGGAGCAGAUAAAAGAAGAGGAACUCUAUAGUCACUUAUUGUCCAACUUGCUUGCUUCCCUAGAAGAAGAAUUUCAUUCCCUGUCAAGUGAUGGUGCUGAGGUACUCGUCGCAAUCCUCGAGUUUUGUCAUUGGUGGAAAAUUCCAGAAGGAGAAAGCUUGGUAACUCGCCUUUUUACGUUGGAGGUAUAUGAAAGAAUGAGUUGUAAAAAAUGCAGAAGGAAGCCAAAUCAUCCAGAGCAAAGUUCUUAUGGAAUCGUUAUGCCUGCUGAUUCUAUCAGAGACUUAAAGAGUGCUCUUGGGAAUAUAAAGUUUGAAGACAUCCUUAAAAUGAUCCGCAUGGAAGAUAAAAUGAUAUGUGAUGUUAGAACAGGAGGCUGUGGAGAGACAAACUUUGUCCACCACAUUAUCAGUAGAUGCCCACCUAUCUUCACAAUUGGGCUGGAAUGGGAGAAGAAUGAAACUGAAAAAGAAAUAUGUGAAACAACAAAGUCUUUGGAGUGGGAGAUAGAUAUCAGCAGGCUAUAUGAAGGCUUAGAACCAAACACCAAGUACCGGCUUGUGUCAAUGACUGGUUGUGGUGAAGAAGAAGAAUACAUUUGCAUGGCUUAUAAAAAGAACCGGUGGGUCAGUCUCACACAUGAAGCUUCAAUAGAAGAGGUUGUUGGUAACUGGGAGAGUGUUGCCAGAUUAUGUGGGGAAAGGAAGGUUCGUCCAGAGAUUCUGUUUUAUGAAGCUGUUCAAUGGCCUAACAAGUGAAUAUAACUGUAUGGGGGAACUCAAGUUUGCUAACUUACACUACACAACUUUUGGGGGUUUAACCUAACUAUGUUUGCGAAUAUUAUUUAUUUUCUUUAGAUUGAUGGGUUGAUUUCUCCAGGUUCGAACCAUGGUAUAAACUGACCCCUAUGAUCUUAUCGUACA
Messenger RNA from Camelina sativa (false flax), 3558 nucleotides. The record is from RefSeq and is a predicted model, not a curated record. NCBI's taxonomy places the organism in Eukaryota, Viridiplantae, Streptophyta, Magnoliopsida, Brassicales, Brassicaceae.